Molecule: messenger RNA, 780 nt
Organism: Staurois parvus
Lineage: Eukaryota; Metazoa; Chordata; Amphibia; Anura; Ranidae
Source: the annotation of a GenBank genome assembly
CAUAACAUGCCAGCAGGCCUUCCAGGAAACUCAACACAAAUAUCAAUGGAGUCCUUGUCAUUUAAUUUACCCAUGGCAAAGGUGUCAAAUCUUGUCUUUUCUCCUCUCGCAACUGGCCAAGCUAUUAACAUGGUAGGUGAGGGCAGUAUUCCAUCAUCACCCAGCAGAAGCUCUUCAACUGGGGAGGGAUCAUGCGCAGUGUGUGGAGAUAAUGCAGCCUGUCAACACUAUGGAGUUAGGACAUGUGAGGGAUGUAAAGGCUUCUUCAAGAGAACAGUGCAGAAAAAUGCAAAAUAUGUAUGUCUGGCAAAUAAAACUUGUCCAGUGGACAAAAGAAGAAGAAACCGCUGCCAGUACUGCAGAUUUCAAAAAUGCCUCAGCGUUGGCAUGGUUAAAGAAGUUGUAAGAACAGACAGUCUGAAAGGAAGAAGAGGAAGACUUCCAUCUAAACCAAAAAGCCCUUCUCAUCAAGAAUCAUCUCAAAGGAGUUUGCCAUCUCCCUCAAACAGUAUGUUGGAAGCUUUGAUUCAAGCAGUGGAAGACUCUUCACCCAGGGAUCUUGACUACUCUACGUACUCUGCUGAUACUGAUCAGGCGGCUGCCAGCACAGAUAUAGAAUGUAUUCAACAGUUCUACAAUCUUCUUACUAUCUCCAUUGAAAUCUCUAAAAAAUGGGCAGAAAAAAUUCCGGGAUUUGGUGAACUUUCACCGGAUGAUCAGACAUUACUGAUAGAAAUGGCAUUUCUGGAACUUUUUCUAUUAAGGCUUUCAAUCAGGUAA